UCUCUACAGCCCCUGAUCUUUGAGAACCUUAUAAUGUCCCUUUGUGCCUCUUCUCACAAAGAGUUUCCUCAGCUGUUACCGAUUCAAGACAUGGAUAUCAAAAACUCACCAUCUAGCCUUAACUCUCCUGCCUCCUACAACUGCAGUCAAUCCAUCUUACCCCUGGAGCAUGGCCCCAUAUAUAUACCGUCCUCCUACGUGGAGAGCCGCCAUGAAUAUUCAGCCAUGACGUUCUAUAGCCCUACUGUGAUGAAUUACGGUAUUCCCAGCAGUGCCAGUAACUCCGAAGGUGGACCUGGUCGACAGACCACAAGCCCAAAUGUGUUGUGGCCAACCCCUGCACACCUCUCUCCCUUAGCGAUCCAUUGCCAGUCGUCGCUUCUGUAUACAGAACCUCAAAAGAGUCCUUGGUGUGAAGCAAGGUCACUAGAACCCACCUUACCUGUACACAGAGAGACACUAAAAAGGAAGGCUAGUGGGAGCAGUUGUGCCAGCCCGGUUACUAGUCCAAGUUCGAAGAGAGAUGCCCACUUCUGUGCGGUCUGCAGCGACUACGCAUCUGGAUAUCACUAUGGAGUCUGGUCAUGUGAAGGAUGUAAGGCCUUUUUUAAAAGAAGCAUUCAAGGACAUAACGAUUAUAUUUGCCCAGCGACAAAUCAGUGCACGAUAGAUAAGAACAGGCGCAAAAGCUGCCAGGCCUGCCGACUUCGGAAGUGCUAUGAGGUCGGGAUGGUGAAGUGUGGCUCCCGGAGGGAAAGGUGUGGCUACCGUGUCGUGCGAAGGCAGAAGAGCUCCGAGGAGCAGCUGCGCUGCGCCAGCAAAGCCAAGAAAGCCGGGGGCCACGUGACCCGCGUGAAGGAGCUGCUGCUGAGCGCCCUGAGCCCCGAGCAGCUGGUGCUCACGCUCCUGGAGGCGGAGCCGCCGCACGUGCUGGUGAGCCGCCCCAGCACCCCCUUCACCGAGGCCUCCAUGAUGAUGUCCCUGACCAAGCUGGCCGACAAGGAGCUGGUGCACAUGAUCGGUUGGGCCAAGAAAAUCCCAGGCUUUGUGGAGCUCAGCCUGUAUGACCAGGUGCGCCUCCUGGAGAGCUGCUGGAUGGAGGUGCUGAUGGUGGGGCUCAUGUGGCGCUCCAUUGACCACCCCGGCAAGCUCAUCUUUGCUCCCGACCUCAUUCUGGACAGGGAUGAGGGGAAAUGUGUAGAAGGAAUUCUGGAAAUCUUCGACAUGCUCUUGGCAACGACUUCAAGGUUCCGUGAGUUAAAACUCCAACACAAAGAGUAUCUCUGUGUCAAGGCCAUGGUCCUCCUCAACUCCAGUAUGCACCCGUUAGCCGCAGCAAGCCAGGAGGCUGACAGCAGCCGGAAGCUGACUCACUUACUGAACGCCGUGACCGAUGCUCUGGUCUGGGUGAUUGCCAAGAGCGGGAUUCCCUCCCAGCAGCAGCCAGUCCGCCUGGCUAACCUCCUGAUGCUCCUUUCUCACGUCAGACACGCCAGUAACAAGGGCAUGGAACACCUGCUCAACAUGAAGUGCAAAAACGUGGUCCCAGUCUACGACCUGCUGCUGGAGAUGCUGAAUGCCCACACGCUUCGAGGGCACAAGUCCUUGGUCACAGGGUCCGAGUGCAGCCCGGCAGAGGAGAGUAAGAGCAAAGAGGGCUUCCAGAACCUCCAGUCUCCUGAGUGAUGCCCAUCCUGGGGCGAACAGGCCACAGAGGAGGUCAGAGGCUGAAGUGUGAACCCCAAAUGCAAACCGCGAGCUCCAUCUGGAAGUGGGCGGGCUUCAUCGUCUUUCUCCUGCGUGGUCCCUCAUUGGGUCAUGGUAGGCUCAGCCAUGUGCCGUCCUUCACCUGACCUCUCCACUUCCCAGGAGUCAGGCUGAGAAAGCUAGGGAGCAUGUUUGAAUGCAGAGUUUACCUCUCGCUUGGCCUCAUAGAAUCUCAGUGUGGUUCCUUUCUUACUUUCCAUCUCCCUUCUGUUCCUCUGGGAAACAUCCUGAAGGUUUUGUAAUGAAUGGUGGAAAUCUGACAUGGAAGGUUUAUAAGGUAGAGAGGGAGAGAAUGAGGCACUUUAAAGAAGUGGACUAACCUUUAAAGAAAAUUUUUUUUAAAUGUUUAUUAUUAUUUUUUUUUUGAGAGAGAGAGACAGUGAGAGCAGGGGAGGGGCAGAGAGAGGGAGACACAGAAUCUGAAGCAGGUUCCAGGCUGUGAGCUGUCAGCACAGAGCCCUACGUGGGGCUGGAACUCACAAACCAUGAGAUCUUGACCUGAGCCGAAGUCGGAUGCUUAACCGACUGAGCCACCCAGGUGCCCCAAGAAGUGGACUAACCUUUAUUGUGCCACCUAACCUGCCCUUAGAUAGGCCUUUGUUUGCCCUCUUCCGGGCUACUUGAUUAUAGGAUUGAAAACCAAACAAUGAAUGAAUGAACUAGUUCCACAAACCUGCCUCACAAAUCUGUGAGGACUAAGGCCAUGUAUCACUAUUACCAUUGAAGGCCAGAGGGAUUGCAACCUGGGGAGCCGGUGGUCAGGCUGGGAAGGGAGCCACGUUCUCCACCCCUGCGCCCCCCCCCACUUGACCUUGCUGCCAUCUUCAUAGAGGUUCAUUCCUCUUGGUUUGCAUUCAUAGAGCCUGCUAAUUAUUUGGGGUGCAUGUGUGUUUGUGAUCACUUUCAUGGAGGAUUGUAGAGAUUUAAAUCUAACUGCCCCUGGAAUUUUCCUUCCUCAAAACUCUCUUGUCCCAGGUGCCCAGUGUGUGCGGGAGAAAGGCCCAGUGUUUGCAGGAAUGGGUUUCUCUUGUGGGUUUGGGUCACAGCCACAGUGCUUCCCUGGGACAUCCACAAUUGUCACAUCAGCCAUCCAUAGACAGGGACACGUCAGGCUGUGUGUGCAAGGCAUGCUGUUCUGUGGAAAGAUGAAUGGCUACAGACACACCGGUAUGUCAGGUUCACGGCCACAGUGUAGAUUUGGUGAGCAUUACCACCUGAACAACCCUGGUCUGCAAACUCUACUUAAAAAAAAAAAAAAAAAAAAAUAUAUAUAUAUAUAUAUAUUUAUAGCAAGAAUUCUUUUACAUCCUACGGCUCUUUUGAACUGUUUUCUUAUCAGAACAUUUCUAUGGUGAGUGUGUGGGGGGGGACUUCGUAAACUAUUUCAAGUGGAACAUAAAUAGGACGAGGUGAUAAAGCACCUCUGAAAUUACAGUUUUAACUCACUUUUUAACAAUGGAAACCUUCAGGAACAUGGUGAAUGCGUAAAAUGAGUUACAUCUGUACCUUGAAAGUGAGCAGUUAAAUAAUGUUCGAUUUUUUGAUGAUGUUUUAAAAAAUUACCUUGUGAGAGGAGAUUAAACUCAUUCUCUUUUCGAAAAUAGGUUUACUUUGCUAGCACACUCUGUAUUUACUAAAUCAUUAGGAAAAUUAAAUUCAAUGUUGUAAAGGUUGGUUUCUGCUAGGGAGUCCUUGGAUAAUUCUUAAUUUUGGUGCAGUUUUACUGAAAGUUGAGCAGAGCCGUUUCAGAAACACGUGGACACAGACCUAGAGAACACGCCAUUGUCUGUAGUCUAAGGUGGCCUGAAAUUAUUCCUAGUGGCUCAGUGUUGCAGCCGAGGUGAGAUUUGGUAUAGAUCACAUGGACUGCUUUUUACAGGAACUGGGGAACCAGUGUCAUCCAGAAGGUCAGUUUUCUUUCUGGGCAGCCUAGAACCCUGCACGUUGAACAGAAGAUAGCAGGUUGGGGAAACCGAAGUGGGAGGCAAAGGAGGCAGUCUUGAACAAGUAUUUGCUGAUGAAGUUCUCUCUCUCUUUUUUCAUGUUUGUUUAUUUUGUGCAUGCGUACGCGAGAGAGAAAGAGCGCACGCGCGCAAGCUGAGGAGGGGCAGAGAGCGAGAGACAGAGGAUCUGAAGCAGGCUCCGCGCUGUCGCACAGAGCCCGAUGCAGGGCUUGACCUCACGACACUGUGAGAUCAUGACUUCAGCUGAAGUCAGACGCUUAACUGACUGAGCCACCCAGGUGCCCCUGCUGAUGAAAUGUUCUUAAUUGUACUUACAAAAGAGACUACCAGGUUCAAAAACAAAAACAAAACAGAAUGAGGUCCAAGCCACUGCCACAGGAGCAUGCAGUGACAUUUUUUAGGUUGGAUUUUGCUGCCCAAGGUAGAAACCAGAUUUGUCUCAGGUGUCUAAGCACCUUUCCGUGCCAAACCCUGUGCUUGCCCGGAGGGUGCAUGUGCUUGAGUAAACCCUUCCAGUGCCCACUACUCAUCCCCUCAUUAUUCCCGCAUGUUUCUUGAGGCUGCUUGCUUCACUGCAUUUAGAUUCAGCCACAAGGGGGAUGUAACACGUUGGUAAUUUCUUCUUAGCUCAGGUUGCCAUUCGGGGUGGGGGGGGGUGUGUGUGUGCUGCUGGUACAGGUUAGUCCAGCCUGGGGGGGCCUCUUCCGUGCAAGGCUGUCUCUUAGAACUGGGAUCUGGGCCAAGUAGGCAGUUGAGAUGACAUGGCGUAUAGUUGAAAAGAGUUCUUCAUUUUGUUUAGAAUGUUUUAGGGCCCUUUCCCCCACUGCAGAUGGAGUGUUUUGAAUCUCUGUGCCCAUCUGCUCCAAACGUGUCCUCUAAAGAUGACACCAGUGUGCAGUUUUUAUGUUGUUGGUAAACUCUCAGUAUCCAUUUUAAAGAUGAAUCAUUUCUCUUUAAUAGUGCUUUCUUUUAAAUGUCGUCUUUUUUUGGGGGGUAUCCAUACCCCUCAAAGUGAUCUAUAGACAACUUUAAAUUCUGCCAUAGCUAAGCCAGGAUUUUGUUGUUUCCAAGAUCAGUUUUCAAAAGGAAUUAACUCAGGGAAAUAGGACCUGAUAAAUGUAAACAGGAAUUAACUUGAGUAUUGGAGGGGGAAAAAAACCCCACCCAGCUACACUUUAUGUAUUAUGGAAAAAUGAUCUUAGCUUUGCCUCACACUCGUGUGGCAAGAUUCUUUUCUUCCAUUUUGAUCUGCAAGUUAUUGUUUAAGAAGCUUAUUGGUGGGAGAUGAAUGAGAUUUGGGCUUAAUUCCAAAAACACGAGUGUCUCAUACAGAAUCAUAUGGCAAAUGUUAAUGAAAUAAUUAACAUGGAAUAUUCUUAACACAGGGAACGUUAGAAGAGAGCAUUCACUCGGAAUCCCGGGAGGGAACUGGCAAUUCCUAGAGAGGACGGUGUGGGUGAGCCUGGGGCUGCACAGUGAGUGUGCACACGUUGUCCUUUGUCCCCCACCCUUCCCCCGUCCCCUCUGUGUGGCCUCAGGCCUGUCACAUUCAUACUGUCUACUGGGACCAUUACAGAGGAUUUGACCCUAACAUCAUUUUGAAGAGAUUUUUCUUGAACACUUGAGGUGGGAACGGAAGAUUGUCAGCCUAAUAACAAAUCUAGAAGGUCUCAACUGUAUUAAAAACAAAACAAGGCAAAUCAACAAAAGUUCUGCAGUGAGACAGUCUUUAUCUGGAUUAUUUCACCUGCCGACUCAGCUAGAAGGCAAUUAUUCUAGAGCUCAGUAAAAAGACAUGAGUUACCAGUUCUUGGCAGAGUGACUUAUAUAAUCAUAUAAGUAAGCUAGGUUGAAGCAAAUCUAGAAUAUUCUAGCAUGUGAAAAGUUUGGUUUUUAUUUAAAUCAGCUAAGGAGCUUGCAUAUAGGGACACUUUUUCAAAUUCAAGGUGCACCUUCAGUAUAUAGGUCUAUUUUGAAACAAAAUGUUUUUUUAUUGAGUAAGAUUUGACCCAUUUCUUUAAGCUGCUGAAAGCCUUUUAGAAAACAUAAUAAAGGUUACGUGAAGGAGAUGAUAAAAAUACAUCAUUUAGUACCUAAAAAUAACAUUUGUGGAACACUUACUGUGUGCCACAGUCCUCCAUGCCUCAUACUUUUGCAUUUACUCUUCAUAAUAAUUACCGUUAUCCUAAUUUUCUGGCUCUGGAAAACAGAGGGUACAAGCAAACUUGCUCAAGGUCACACAGGGCAGUUAGUGACAGAGCUAAACACAAGUAAAGUUCCAAAGCUUAAAGUAAUCAUGCAGUUUAGUUAAAAACAAAACACACACCAAAAAAACCCCCAAAACACUAAAGAAAUAUUUUUAGACUGCGGAAUCCAUUCAUCAAUUGCGAUCUGACACGCAUGGCUGCUCUGGUUUAAGUGGGGCCUUCCCAAUUUCCGCAAUACCCUGUAGGCACAGUGACAGCUUGCAAACUUGACAGAGGUUGAGUCUCAUCUUUUAUCCACACGUAAAAUUAAAGCCCAGAGGGGUAAGCUGACCUGCUCAAAGUCACAAAACUACUUAUGGCAAAAGUUGGACAGGAAUGGAAGUCUUCUGCCUGCCUGGCCAGCAUUGCUCCUGCUGCUUGAUGUGAAUCUCAGUGUGUAACACACAUUAGAGUUAGGGUUGCCUCUGGGCACCUGGGUGGCUCAGUCACGAGCAUCUGACUUCAGGUCAGGUCAUGAUCUCACAGUUCGGGAGCUCAUGUCCCACUUCUCUCUCUCUCUCUGUCUUUAUGGGAUUCUCUCUCUCCUCUCUCUUUCUUCCUGCCCUUGCUCUUGUGCCCUCUCGCUCAAAAAGGAAAAAAAAAAAGAAAAAAAGCUAUGGUUGCCUUCUGUUGUAUCUUUAGGUUCUCCUACCUUUUUGGCUUAGAUGGGGCCUGCACAAAACUUUAUACAGGUGGAACAGAAAAUGAAGAGUUCUAUUGUUCCCUCACCCUGGGCUCCUAAGCCAGUGGGUGGUAUUCCUGUCACCUCCUGUCUGCUAUUGCUUUCCCCAGAUGCACUGGAGUGGAGUACGGGGUUCCUUGGAAAUUUACCCCUGUAAAAUUCUCACACCUUUUAGGUACUUACUGAUGCUUCCCCGUGGAGUUUGGUAUACAGUCGUGUGAAACACAUGCCGUGUAUUCUUUGUAGCUCUCAAAGUUGCUGGAAUUUUGGCUCCAGUGACAGCUCGAAGAUGUGCAUUGUCUCUGCGAUAUGCAAUCUUCUUAUAACCCUUUUUGUUGCUUUGGAGUCAAGGAUCCUUCUCCCCCCCCCCCCCCCCCCGCCUUUCUUUUAUUUUUGGAGUUCCAAGGAUCCUAUCCACUUGUGAGGCCAGUGGCUGGCUGUUAAUGUGUGGGAGGAUUUCCUUCAUGGGAAGGGCGAAGGCUUGUGAACGCUGGUCCUGAGCAGCUCCUAUUAGCACGGUCUCCGCACGUUUGUUCUUCUGCGCUGGGUGUCUAACUGCCCGGACUCUUGGUGCUGUGACUUUGUCAUCUGGUGGUCCUGUGUACCUCAGAGCCUGUUGGCUGGCUAUAGCUUGUCAUUUUUUCAGGUGAAUGCUUUGUACCAUUAAGCAGCCUUGUACAUUUGGGCCUUUUUACAAAUGAAUGUUGUGUGACAGCAAGUUUUGAGGUCUGCUUUCCGUUCUUCCCAUGACUGCUUUUCCCCUUUGCUGUGUCCCCUUAAUGUUUAUGGAAAGAAGUUUAAUGUGACAUAAGCUAAAUAAAGUGUUUUUCAUAA
Neofelis nebulosa (Clouded leopard) is the source of this 7493-nucleotide messenger RNA. RefSeq names its product estrogen receptor 2 (gene ESR2). Lineage: Eukaryota; Metazoa; Chordata; Mammalia; Carnivora; Felidae. Gene Ontology annotation, molecular function: sequence-specific DNA binding; nuclear receptor activity; zinc ion binding. Bases 34 to 1686 code for a protein of 550 amino acids. Gene Ontology annotation, biological process: regulation of DNA-templated transcription; estrogen receptor signaling pathway; cellular response to estradiol stimulus. The record is from RefSeq and is a predicted model, not a curated record. Gene Ontology annotation, cellular component: nucleus. The transcript is spliced from 8 exons.